AUGAAAUUCAUCGUUACAGUCCUCUUUUUCCUUCCAAUAUGCAUGCACUACUGUGCUGAGGGACAUAAGUUCACUCGAAUCGUAGAAACCAAAUUGGGCAAUGUGAAUGGCUUCCGAAUGAACAUUGGGAGUGAUCAAAAGCCAUUGCAUCAUGGUCAAGCAGACGUGUUUCUUGAUAUACCGUACGCCAAACUAUCUCCUGCUGUUGCAGAAAUGGGACCUAAGAAAUCAGUAUCUGUGACCUCUGAGGGUUCAGCCAAUCAUCGUGAACCAAUACGUGCACAACUGAACCAUACGGACAAUCAACAGAAUGGAAAUUGCCUCGCGAUGAAUAUAUUCUCACCGAAUGUGCAGUCCGAUGAAAAGUAUCCAGUGCUACUAUGGGUCCAUGAUGGUAACUCGAACGGUGGAUCAACUAAUGAAUGGCACGAUCUUGUGAAAGACAUUGUCUCGAAUGGUGUGGUCGUCGUACUAAUGCAGUAUCGCCUUGGAACAUUGCGAUUAAGCCAAGAAUUACCACAGAAUUUGGGUUUGCCCGAUCAAGCUGAAGCCAUCAGAUUUAUUGCUGAACAUAUCGACAAAUUCGGUGGGGAUCGUAAACGUUUAAUGUUGUUCGGUGAGUCUGCUGGCAAAUUCGGUGAGUCUGCUGGCAAAUUCGGUGAAUCUGCUGGCACCGCAUCUGUUUCUACAAAUGCCAACUCAUCGUCAUCUCAGAGUAUUACUUCAUGA
This is a messenger RNA of Anisakis simplex (herring worm), 729 nucleotides long. Lineage: Eukaryota; Metazoa; Nematoda; Chromadorea; Rhabditida; Anisakidae. The record is from the annotation of a GenBank genome assembly.